Lodderomyces jiufengensis is the source of this 927-nucleotide messenger RNA. RefSeq lists its product as uncharacterized. Lineage: Eukaryota; Fungi; Ascomycota; Pichiomycetes; Serinales; Debaryomycetaceae. Gene Ontology annotation, molecular function: protein binding. The transcript has a single exon. Bases 1 to 927 code for a protein of 308 amino acids. The record is from RefSeq and is a predicted model, not a curated record.
AUGUUGUCAAACUUACCACAAGAAAUCAUUGAGAAAAUAGGAAAUCAUUUAUAUCAAAAUGAUGUGUUGUCAUUAUUACUUGCAAAUUCAUAUUUUUAUAAUAUUUUGCAUACAAGAUUAUAUACUGUGAUCAAUGUUGAUUCCACUCCAAAAUUAUUUCAACAUGAUUCGGACCUGCUAGAAGAAUUUGCUUUUCAUUUUAAUAACUACAAAUUGGGUAAUAAAUUUAUAAGAGCAAUAAAUAUAAGUUCGGUGUUCAGUAUAAAAUUAUUGUUCAAACAAGUUCUCAAGUGUGGAUAUGGACCUAAAGUUAAGAUAUUGAGUUUUCUGAAGAUGCCAGAUAUACCCGAUUUGGAGGUGUUUGAAUUGAUCAAAAAUGCUUUACCUUUUAUGACUCAGUUGGAGGAGUUUUAUUGGAAUCAUGCAUCAAUUCCAUUAAGUUAUUUGGAGCAUAAUAAACAACUAAAGAAAUUGAACGGUCAUAUUGAAACCGAUAUAGCUACAAUUUCAAAAAAGCUGGAAUUGGUACUCACUAAACAUGCUAAAACUAAUGCAUCAAAAUUAUUAUUGAGAAAUAUGGACCUACAAAAUAUUGAUUUGGAGGAGGUUAUAGAUUUGACUAUAGACAAUUGUACAUACAAAAAAGAUUUUUUGGUAAAUCAACAUUUCCCAAAAUUAAGACACUUACAAAUCAAAGUUGAAGAUGAUCCAACACUUGCCAGAUUCUUAUCAAAACAUCAGUUGAGCACCUUGAAAAUAAGCUCACCGUCAAAAAUUCCAUUACAACUCCUCAAUAAAAACUUAAUGCUGCUACUGAUUGACUCAAAAUUGGAAAUUUCAGAUUUCAAACAACUACAACACUUUACUGAACUAAAGUACCUACAUAUCACAAUUUUGGAAAAAGAUAUACUCGAAUUAUUACCGUAA